This is a messenger RNA of Parnassius apollo (apollo), 624 nucleotides long. NCBI's taxonomy places the organism in Eukaryota, Metazoa, Arthropoda, Insecta, Lepidoptera, Papilionidae. The record is from the annotation of a GenBank genome assembly.
AUGGCGUUUGCUGGGACAAAUAUCAGUUUGUCCCAGCCGGAUAUCACGCAGAAACUAACGGAGCGCAUAGACGACCUGAAGCAAAAGAUUGCCGCUUGGGGGAAGCGGAUUCGCCGAUUUACCGAGAGGUCAAGGCGGUUCAACCAGAAUCGUCUCUUCCAGAGUGAUCAGAAGAGGCUCUACAAAUCAUUGGAGCGACCAGAGGUAUGUGGAGCGGGCCCAGGACCGGAUCAGGCUAACACUGUUGCAUUUUGGCGUGGCCUGUGGUCAGAGCCCGUAAACCACAGCGAGGGCCCUUGGACGGAAGUUGUGGCGAGUCAGUGUGCGAGUAUUACGCCCAUGGACCCCGUCAUCAUAACGCCGGAUGACGUAGCUGAGGCGGUCCGUAGAGCCCCGAACUGGAAAAGUCCGGGACUCGACGGACUGCAUCACUACUGGCUGAAGGGGUUCAUGGUGUGUCACGCUGUGCUCGCCCGUCAGUUUCAAGAGGCUCUCAACCAGAAGUCGCUCCCUAGCCUCUACACUACUGGGAUCACUCAUUUGGUUCCUAAAGACCAGGUACAUGGAUCUGCGCUCACAAACCCCGUGUCGGAACGUAGAUCUACGUGCACAUUUUCUUCGUAA